UAUCGCAUAGGAGAGGAGAAAUAUUUUGGCAGGAGGAAGGCGUGCUUCUUUGGGGCGAUCGAUCCAUCGCGAUCGUGUCUACAGGGAAGAAGAUCCCUCUCCCACUUCUGUUUCAUCCAUCCACGCUCUGGCUUGAGAGGAUUAGGGUUUAUCCGGGGUUUUGAUGGCAGUGGUGCGCCUCUGCGCUGCGCUCCACACCUUUCCGUCGUCGCAUCGCUCCAGGAUCGGUGCUGCUGCUCAUCCGCUGCCUCUUUGUGCCUCGCAUUACUCGCAUUUCUCUCCUUCCACCGCCGGCUUCUCGCGAUUGGAGAGCUCCAGAGUGGUGAGAAUGGCGGCAUCGGAGUCUUCUGCCGUGAAGACUGUCGUAUCCACGCCAAGAUCGACACCAGCUCCAGGCUCUAAGAAGGCUCUUCUUUCGCUGUCCGACAAGCGCAACCUUGAUGUUCUUGCUACUGGUCUUAGAGAACUCGGAUAUACGCUGAUUUCCACUGGUGGUACCGCCAAGGCGCUGGAAACUGCGGGCUUCGAAGUUACAAGAGUGGAAGAACUGACGAACUUCCCUGAAAUGCUGGAUGGUCGAGUAAAGACGUUGCAUCCUGCGGUUCACGGAGGCAUUCUUGCAAGGCGUGAUUUAGACUCGCAUAUGGACGCUCUCGACACGCACGGGAUAGGAACCAUAGACGUUGUGGUGGUCAAUCUCUACCCGUUCUAUGACACUGUCACUGCUCCCGGAGGAGCAUCGUUCGAGAAAGGUGUUGAGAAUAUAGAUAUUGGUGGUCCUGCAAUGAUCAGAGCUGCAGCCAAGAACCACAAGCACGUACUUGUAGUCGUCGAUCCUGCAGAUUACCCUACGGUUUUAGACAGUCUGCAAGGUAAACUGGAGAAUGACGAAAUGAUCAGACGGAAAUUCGCCUGGAAAGCGUUUCAGCACGUCUCCUCUUACGACUCGGCCGUGUCGGAGUGGUUUUGGAAGGAAAACAAUGGUGAUGGUUCUGGUACUCAGUUUCCAUCAGAGCUUACGAUACCACUGGCACUAAAAUCGUCUUUAAGAUACGGAGAGAACCCACACCAAAAGGCCGCGUUUUAUGUCGAUAAAUCCAUCUCAGAAGUUGAUGCUGGAGGAAUUGCGACUGCUGUGCAACACCACGGAAAGGAAAUGUCUUACAACAACUAUCUUGAUGCUGAUGCCGCCUGGAAUUGCGUCUGCGAAUUCAAAGAACCGACAUGCGUUGUAGUCAAGCAUACAAAUCCAUGUGGGGUGGCGUCGCGGCCCGACAUUUUGGAGGCCUAUCGCCUCGCUGUUGAAGCAGACUCCGUCAGUGCAUUCGGCGGUAUAGUAGCCUUCAAUUGCGAAGUUGACGAGGCACUGGCACGGGAGAUACGAGAGUACAUAGCAAAGCGGUAUCAGGAAAACCAAACCAAAAUGUUCUACGAGAUUGUGGUGGCACCGAAGUACACCGAGAAGGGACUCCAGGUCUUGAAAGGCAAGUCGAAAGCACUGCGAAUACUCGAAGCUCAGCCAAUCAAGAAAGGCCGUCGAAGCGCGAGACAAGUCGGCGGAGGCUGGCUGGUUCAAGAUGCCGACGAUCUUACACCGGACGACAUCACUUUCAGAGUCGGCACAACGAAAGUCCCAACAGAGGCGGAAAUGACCGACGCAAAGUUCGCAUGGGUGUGCGUCAAGCAUGUCAAGAGCAACGCGAUCGUGGUCGCAAAGGAUAACUCCAUGCUUGGAAUGGGCAGCGGGCAGCCAAAUCGUAUCAAGAGCCUGGAGAUCGCGAUUGAAAAGGCUGGAAGCGCUGUCAAAGGCGCUGCUCUUGCUAGCGACGCAUUCUUUCCUUUUGCUUGGAACGACGCCGUGGAAGAAGCGUGCAAGGCUGGAGUGAGCGUCAUAGUCCAGCCGGGUGGAAGCAUAAGGGACCAAGAUGCGAUCGACUGCUGCAACAAGUAUGGCGUCGCAAUGGUUUUUACAGAUGUUCGUCACUUCCGACAUUAAACAACACCCAAAUCUUUGCAAAGAUCUACAAAAAAUCUAACUAGAGUAUUGUUUUGACCAAAA
This is a messenger RNA of Selaginella moellendorffii, 2059 nucleotides long. Its product is annotated as bifunctional purine biosynthesis protein PurH. The record is from RefSeq and is a predicted model, not a curated record. Gene Ontology annotation, biological process: 'de novo' IMP biosynthetic process. The coding region runs from base 164 to 1996 and encodes 610 amino acids. The transcript has 11 exons. NCBI's taxonomy places the organism in Eukaryota, Viridiplantae, Streptophyta, Lycopodiopsida, Selaginellales, Selaginellaceae. Gene Ontology annotation, cellular component: cytosol. Gene Ontology annotation, molecular function: phosphoribosylaminoimidazolecarboxamide formyltransferase activity; IMP cyclohydrolase activity.